AUGCGUAUGACAGCAGCACAAGCAGAUAGCCACAAAGCGUCCUCAUCAAAAGGAAUGUUCGCUUGGAUGUUACCCAUCUAUACAGUUGGAGUGGUUAUUUUUCUCGUUUAUACACUUAUAAAAGUAAGUCUUGCAAAAGCUUAUGAUACAUCUUUAAGAACAAUUUCAUUCACCUUCGAUUCAUCAACUAACUUACGCGUCUACUCAUCUGAAGAAAGCGAUUCAUAUGAAGAGGACAAUGAAGAUGAACGACGUGCUGCAGCUGGUUCUUUUCAUCAUAUUGGUGAGCGAUUUUCUUAUUAUUAUGGUGUUACUGUUAUUACUAAUAUUGAUGUUAUUAUUAUUGUUAUUAUUAUUACUAUUAACAUUACUGGUUCAAUUACUAUUCAUGCUACAACUUGA
Messenger RNA from Anisakis simplex (herring worm), 402 nucleotides. NCBI's taxonomy places the organism in Eukaryota, Metazoa, Nematoda, Chromadorea, Rhabditida, Anisakidae. The record is from the annotation of a GenBank genome assembly.